Molecule: messenger RNA, 2861 nt
Organism: Belonocnema kinseyi
Lineage: Eukaryota; Metazoa; Arthropoda; Insecta; Hymenoptera; Cynipidae
Product: coiled-coil domain-containing protein 170
Exons: 15
Coding region: 195-2564 (789 amino acids)
Source: RefSeq, a predicted model, not a curated record
CAAUGGCGACUGUCAUCCUCGCCGCCCUUCGCUUUGCGUGUUGACAUUCAAUCGGCGAGGUACUUGUCGUAUUUGUCGGGAGAUUUUAGCAGAAAAUGUGAGUGAAAAAUGUUGAACAUGUUUUAUAAACGUUAUGAAAUAAAGCCCUAGGAGGAAAGGAUAGAUUCGGCGCGUUGGUGUACAAGACAGAAAAAAUGAGCACUAUGGCAACCGCGGAGGAGGCAAAGGAAGCACCUGCAAGCGAAGACGAUGAUUUGAAGAUUUUUAAAACUCUUUACAUCUCAUCUCAAAAGGUUGAUUCUGAGGAAGCGAUGACACAUGAAGUCACUACUGCCUUGAAAAGUGAACUGGCAGCCCUUGAGUACAAACGCGACAGGUUAAUGUCCGAGCUUCAAGAGAUGAAGAAUACCGUAAGAUCACGCGAUCAAAGAGUCGUAGAACUUCAAGUAGAGGCUGAUCAGCUACGAGAACAAGCAGCCAGGCAAAAUGCCGUCGUUUUGAGCCUCAAGAAACGCAUACAGGAAUUGGAAGAGAGAGAGAGGAAUCAUUAUGCAACUCAAGGAAGGAAUGAAAUUGUCAUCCAAGGUCUCCAACGUGAUGCGAAAUAUCACGAGGACAAAGCUCGAGAAUAUGAACAAAAAAUUCGCCAACUAGAACAUAACAUCACAGAAGAAAUUCAGCUAAAGGAGCGAGCUUGCCUCAACUUGCAGGACUUUGUACGAAGAUUGGCACAUGCUUUAAACGCCGAGUUUUGCGACAGUACUCACCAUAGUCCUGAAAUGAUAAUUCAUAAAGCAGAGGAACUUGUACAGGAAGUCAAUCGACUUCGCACUAAAAGUACAAACGUUGAGACACAUUUAACUAGUGUCGAAGUCGAUUAUAGGUCUUGUAAGGAUGCUUUGGAUCGAGCGAUUUCUGAAAAAGAACAGUUACAGAGACAAACCAGCACUCAGUUGGUGGAUUUGGAUCAUUUUCGUCAGGAAAAAGAAUGUCUGGAGAUGCAGUACAGGGUAGCUGAACGAGAGUUGAACGAUCUGCGAGACAAGCUGUUGAAUGCUAAUCGAAACAUUACUAGUGCCAACGGAAACAUUUCUAGCCAGGAAGCAUUAAUCUGCCAAUUACGAGAGGACCUGAAGAAUAGAGAAGAAAAAAUGCAAAGGGUACAAAAUGAACUACGCCACCUUCUAGAGUCGUUAGCUAUUCUUCUCAGCACUCCCAAUAGGUUCGUCGAGUCUCAUGAAAAUGCGAUAAAGGAUAGAAUACGGGAAAUUAUCGCUGACAAUAAGGACCAAGCUGUGAAAAUUCAAAACCUAAAAGAGAAAUUGCAUGCAACGUCUGAAUCUGCAAAUCGUCAAACUGAAUUGGUUGAAACAACAAUGAUAAAAAUUCGUAAUCUUGAAGAAGAAAGAUCCGCUUUGGAAGCAAAAUAUCAUAAAAUUGAAUCAGAAUUAUCGUCUUGUGAACUUUCUAGAGAUUCUUUACGCCGAGACAAACAACACUGCAUGACAUUUUUGGAGAGGCUAGCAAAGGUAAUGCAGUUAGAUGAAAUAUCACAAGAAAUUGGAAUGGAUCUUCAAACAGAGUCGCUGCUUGUUCGAGCUGAGCAAUUAGCAAGAUUAGAGACGGACAAAUUAGUUGACAAGCUAUUGUGUUGCAGCUACACAACGUUUCCCAGGAUUCGACGAGAGCGAAUAUACCACGAACUUCCUUGCUUGAAAGAAACUUCGGUUGUUUAUCAACUUCAACGCCGGGUCAGAACGCUGCGUGAGCAACUUCAGCGGCGUGAUCUUCACUUGGAUCUUCUUCGCAGAAAACUCAGUCUUCAGGAAGAUGGUGUUCGAGUGAAAUCAAUGCUGCAAAGUGAAAGAGAUGAAGCAAACCUUCGAGCAAAGAAACUAGCAAAACAAGUUGACCGGUUACAGAUGCAGUUAAAUGAUGAAAAAGCAAGGAGCAGAGAAUUAAGUGCACAACUCACAGAGGCUGCAGAUUAUAAAAUAGCUGCAUUGGAACGUAGUAGGAAGAUAGAAGAGCUUCAAAAGCGUCUUGUUGAAAGUGAAAUGUUGAGAACUAAAUAUAACAGGAAACUCACGAUGCUAAAAGAUCAGAUGAGAUCUACAAAUGAAACAAUAGAUCAGGAAAGAUCCAUCAAUGAUCAUUCAAUGCAACUCCUCAGAGAUGAAUUAGCACAAGUAAAGCAAGAUCUCUUGGAAGUUAGGCAGAGUCUGUCCGAAGCCACUCGUAGAGAAUCACAGUUACAAAGUUUCCGAUCGUCAGUGACAAAAUUACUCUCAGAGCCAGUGUGUACACCCGAUUAUGAAAUUAUUUCACGCCUUCAGAAGAUGGUCGCUGCACAUCGUGACUUCACAAUGUUAUCUAGGAGAUAUGACGAGCCAUUGGAAACCAGUCCUUCCAGAUGCACCAGCAUUCAUCCAGUCCAUCCACCAAGAUCACCAGGAUCUCGCUGUACUCGGUACGAUGAUAGUGGAUUUGCAGAUCCACCAGAUAUGCACGACAUCGAUGAUGAUUACAACAAAAGACCUAUUAGAAGUAGCCUACUUCCGUGACAUCGGCCAAAAUUUAAAUUCUAAGGCUUAUACGUAUAAUACGAAUCCCGCGGAUUUCGAGUGUUUUCCUAAAUUCUGUUAAAAACUGUUCGGGACUUUCAAUACAUGUACAAAUGCGUGCAAUAUAUGUAAUUAUAUAUUUACACAUACGCAUAUGUCACGUUCGUUUUUACGCGAAUUGUAAAUCCUCCGUUUAUGGCUAGAUAAACGAGUGAAUUUUACGUCAAAACAAGCAAAGUGAAACAAAAGUGUUCAAGCUAAUUAUGUGUAAAUAGAUGCGUAUUAUAAUAAUAUAAU